This is a messenger RNA of Hyla sarda, 671 nucleotides long. RefSeq names its product CD59 glycoprotein-like. The record is from RefSeq and is a predicted model, not a curated record. The transcript has 3 exons. Lineage: Eukaryota; Metazoa; Chordata; Amphibia; Anura; Hylidae. Bases 312 to 671 code for a protein of 119 amino acids.
AGCCGGCUUAGCUGUCACACCUCCAUUGUAAACAGAAGAGAUGACAACAGUGGGGAGCAACAAUAACAUUAAUAGCGCUAUUUUGGGAGUCAUUGAUGUCUAAAGGACUUGUCCACUUUUGGGCAAAAACUUUUUGCAACGAAUGUCAUAGGAUUCGUCUGUCAUACAAUCAUCUGUAGGCAAAAACGUCUUUAUUUUGAAAUCCUCCUGUUUCCUGCACUAAAUGCUGCAACCACUAGGAUGACUAGAGCUAUAAAAGGAGAAAAGGGAAGAGGUCCCAAUUGUAUUGGAAGCAGAGACAUCAGACCACCAUGGGGCUCACACAACUCUUAUCCAUUUCCAUUCUCCUCUUGUUCAGCUUUCAGACUGUUGAUUCCCUGAGAUGCUAUACAUGCAGGGAUCCUCCGGAAUGUACAAGUACAACUAUCAGGACAUGUCCUCCAGGAGAUUCCUGCUUCAUAGCUAUUGUGGAGAUCGGUUAUUUCGAUAAGCUUUACCAAAAGUGUACUCGUCCAUCAGAUUGUGGUCGGGGUCAUUUGCCUAUUGGGGCUUCUUCAGCUACUCAAUAUUGCUGUAAUGAAGAUUUAUGCAAUUCUGCUGUAACCAACAAGAUGUCCCUCUUUACUGGUGGCUUCUUGGUCCUGGUGUCAUUAUAUGUUUCCAGGUUUUGA